Messenger RNA from Linum tenue, 254 nucleotides. The record is from the annotation of a GenBank genome assembly. Lineage: Eukaryota; Viridiplantae; Streptophyta; Magnoliopsida; Malpighiales; Linaceae.
GAGGAGGAGCACGGCGCGGAGGAGGCUGCCGGCUUCCAGGGCCACCAGGAGGAAGUAAGGGAAGGAGCUGGUGGAGACGAGGAGGGUCCCGUCCAGGUCGGCCGCCACGGUCUGGUUCGACCGCCCUUCCGUCGGGCACUUCGAGACCGGCUCGAAACGGCGCCGCGUUGCCAUGACCAUUUAAUUUUGCUCUCUGUGUUUAGCGAGUGAGUUUGAAGAGGAGAAAAUGGAAGGGCUUUUAUAAAUGGGGUUGG